UUGACGCUGUGGGGGGAGAUUUCAGAGCGGGUUUCCGGUACAAGUUCGGCCUUGUACAGUGAUUUUAUAUGAGAUAUCUGCAGCAUGAAUCCUUUUCUAACCAAGGUCCUGUGCUUAAGAAAUUCAGUCCUGUUAAAACAAGCUGCUGCUACAGUUGUCAGGUUAACAUCUUUACAGACUCCCUUGUCAUUAACAGGUAAUAUUCUGUCCAGCAAUAGACAUUACAGAUCAAUGCCCACCCAUGGGAUUGGGAAGUAUAAAUACCUACUGCCAAAAGAAAUUCCACGGAAAAAAAAAGAGAAGCUACAAAUGAAGCAGCUCAAAGCGGGCACUGACACAGAAUAUGGCAUCCUAAAUAUCCAGAUCACCGGCCAUGACAUGACACUUGUGGAGCACUACAGUCAAUACAUCCACAGGUUCUGCAACCGACUGAAGAUCAAAGUAGAGGAAAGCUAUGCAAUGCCUACCAAGUCCACUGAGAUCUCACUGUUACAGGAACAAGGCACUAAGAUGAAUGUUGAAGCUGUUAUUCUCACUCAUGAGAGAAUUGUACAGGUUAGUGGUUUGAGCUCAAUUCUCGUCCCAAUUGUUGUGGAAGUCCUGCAAACUAAUCAGCCAGAAGGUGUGCGUCUGUGCAUCAAGGAACACACUGAAGCUGAUUUCCAUGCCCGUUUCAAGGCUAGACCAGAACUAGAAGGACUGUUAGCACAAAUGAAUUGACUGUUUACCAUUGAAUUAUGGCAUCUAGAUCCGUGAUUGUAUUAUAUAUUUAAUAAAAUAAAUGUUAAAUUUU
This is a messenger RNA of Mobula hypostoma (lesser devil ray), 793 nucleotides long. RefSeq names its product mitochondrial ribosomal protein L48 (gene mrpl48). Gene Ontology annotation, cellular component: mitochondrial ribosome. Lineage: Eukaryota; Metazoa; Chordata; Chondrichthyes; Myliobatiformes; Myliobatidae. The coding region runs from base 85 to 720 and encodes 211 amino acids. The transcript is spliced from 8 exons. The record is from RefSeq and is a predicted model, not a curated record.